AUGUCAGUACUUCCUCAUUGGAAGUGAGAAAGUUCCUAUUUUAUUUUUGGACAGUAGGUUAAUCAGCGUUUUCGGCAUAAGAUAAGGUGUUGUUGAGUUACUGUUUUGAAAGUCUGAAGAUGUCCAAACCGCCUCCCAAGCCAGCUAAACCAGGCCAGGUGAAGGUGUUCCGAGCAAUGUUCACCUUUGACCCACGAACGCCUGAUGAACUCUACUUUGAAGAGGGUGAUAUUUUGUAUAUCUCUGAUACGAGUGACAGCAAUUGGUGGAAGGGGACCUGCAGGGGAAGGACCGGCCUCAUCCCAAGCAAUUACGUGGCAGAGCAGGCAGAGUCCAUUGACAACCCUAUGCAUGAGGCAGCUAAACGAGGGAAUCUGAGUUGGCUGCGGGAGUGUCUGGAGAACAAAGUGGGAAUCAAUGGACUGGACAAAGCUGGGAAUACUGCCCUCUACUGGGGAUGCCACGGAGGACACAAAGAUGUGGUGGAGGUCUUGCUGGGCCAGUCCAAUGUUGAGUUGAACCAACAGAAUAAACUGGGGGACACGGCAUUGCAUGCUGCUGCCUGGAAGGGCUACUCCGACAUUGUGGACAUGUUACUUAAUAAGGAUGCCAGGAUUGAUAUUAAGAACAAUGAGAAGAAGCUGGCUCUGGAUAUGGCCACCAAUGCUCAGUGUGCCUCUCUCAUCAAGAGGAAACAAGGAGGCAAUGUUACACGUAUACACAGCAACGCUGAUGAGUACCUUGACGACGAAGACUCUGACUAAUCCCCCCCUAAGAGUGAGGUCAGGCCAGUGUCGUGGAGAGGGGGCACGAGGGGGUUGGGGGUUGAAGUGUGUGGGGCUUUAUUAGAUGGGGGCAGGGGGAGGGUCGUUCCAUAUUCAUAAAAAUUUUAUCGGAAAUUCUCUUCAACGUUAUGAAAAGAAUCGGUUAUGAAAGUAAUAUAUUUAAUGAUAAUGUGAUGGGAACAAGGAAUUUCUAUAGGCUUUGGGCAGGUGAUAGGGGGAGGUUGGGCUCCAUCCACGGAAGCUUUGCAGAAGCCUGUCACGAUCUUACUGUGUCUGAAUAGGUAUUUGAAUGGAUCAGCUAACCACACUCCAGCAAUCUGUCUGUAGAUGCCAUGAUAAAUUACGUGGUACAGCUAUUAAUUGAUGCACUCGGUCUCUUAAAAGGGGCAGGUGACCUUUUUCUUUGGUUCUGUUAGAUUAUCGGUGGUCCUGAGGGAACCAAUAGCCUGGAUUCCACUGUCCUGAGUGGAAUUCAGGAGCUAGCGGUCAUUAUUACCAGUGUGGUCAUCUCUGUCAUGGAUAAUGGCUAUAUCAAGUGUCCUGUGCAAAACAUUCUGCUCCAACUCAAAUGAAAUCCCUUCCCUGAGGUUUCAAGUGCUACUGCGUUUUCUUAAUUUGCUUUCUGUCUUUCAUUUAUGUUGUUUGUCACCAACUGCCGCUCCACUGUUAAGAGAGACGGCCCCUUAAAGUGCCUUUUAUAUGAAGCCGUAAAGGGUUCGUUUGUCAGCAUGUGAUUGCAAGUGUGUCUGCGAAUGUCACCUGAAUGAUGUCUUUCAUAAAGAUGUUUUCAUCAAUGUUGAUCUUUUUGGUGUAACUGCUUUCUCUUUCCUGUCAACUAUGCAAUAAAAGUGUUUUAUCUAAUAAUUUGA
Messenger RNA from Esox lucius (northern pike), 1654 nucleotides. It is a transcript of the gene ostf1, whose product is annotated as osteoclast stimulating factor 1. Lineage: Eukaryota; Metazoa; Chordata; Actinopteri; Esociformes; Esocidae. Gene Ontology annotation, biological process: signal transduction. Bases 120 to 764 code for a protein of 214 amino acids. Gene Ontology annotation, molecular function: protein binding. The transcript is spliced from 10 exons. The record is from RefSeq and is a predicted model, not a curated record.